AUGAUCGACGAGUCGACCAUCCAGCAGAAUCCCAUCGGUCUGAGCGAUUACAGUCUGCAGCUGAACAGGUGGUUCCUGAAACCGAUAGGUGUCUGGCCAGUUUUGACCUCCAGAAACGAAAAAAUCGUUUCAUUAACACUAAACGUAAUUUGUUACUGCUCCAUUCUGGUCACCGUAGUUCCCUGUUUACUGCGUAUCUUCCUCGAGGACGAUGACCUUCUCGCGAAGCUGAAAAUGACGGGCGCCAUGAGCCACUGUUUCGCAGGCGGUCUUAACUACACCACGCUGCUUUUACGCAGGAAGGAGAUACAUUAUUGCAUUAAACAGAUUAACAGUGACUGGAGAACCGUGAAGAGACCCGAUGCGCAGCAGGUGAUGCUGAAGGACGCGAAAUUCGGCCGCAGCGUGGCGGCCUUCUGCGCCAUUUUCAUGCAGGGCGGCGUUUUCUGCUUCAGCGUCGCUACAGUGUUCACCAUGGAAAUUGUUCAAGUGGGAAACGAAACCAGAGCCGUGCACACAUUUCCGUGUCCAGCGUAUAGGAAGUUGAUACCGGUUGAUAAUAAUUUUUUAUGCGAAAUUUUUCUUGCGGUGCAAUUUCUGUGCGUUUUUAUUGUGAAUUCGACUAUCGUCGGAGCCUUCAGUCUGGCUAUAGUGUUCGCGUCUCACGUGUACGGGCAAUUGGAUAUCCUUAUGGUGUGGGUCACCGAGUAUGUGAAUAAAUCGGAGGAGAUGCAUAAGAAUCGGUGGAAUCAAAUUGGAGUGUUCGUGGAGAAUCAUGUGAAAAUACUGAGGUUUAUAGCGCAUAUUGAACAAGUGAUGAGUCCCAUUUGCCUGUCGGAGCUGUGCCAAUGUACGCUAAGCAUGUGCACUCUUUGUUAUUACAUUAUUAUGGAAUGGGAGGAGCAUGACGUUCAGAAUUUAACUUCUUACGCCAUGAUACUAGUUUCCGUCACUUUCAACGUUUUUAUAAUGUGUUAUAUCGGUGAAGUACUAAUGGAACAGUGCAACCGAGUUGCUGAUGUGGUUUACAUGACAAAUUGGUACUGUAUGCCUUAUAGAAGUAUCCUUGACCUAAUUCUAAUCAUUAGCAGAUCGAAUGUGGUGACUAAAAUCACUGCUGGAAAAGUAAUUUAUAUGUCCAUAUACACUUUCGGUGACGUGUUAAAGACAGCCUUCACGUAUUUAAACAUACUGCGGCAAACGACGUGA
Messenger RNA from Megachile rotundata (alfalfa leafcutting bee), 1209 nucleotides. Its product is annotated as odorant receptor 10-like. Gene Ontology annotation, biological process: detection of chemical stimulus involved in sensory perception of smell; sensory perception of smell. NCBI's taxonomy places the organism in Eukaryota, Metazoa, Arthropoda, Insecta, Hymenoptera, Megachilidae. The record is from RefSeq and is a predicted model, not a curated record. Gene Ontology annotation, cellular component: plasma membrane. Gene Ontology annotation, molecular function: olfactory receptor activity; odorant binding.